GCGCGAGCUGUUGUAACGUCAAACAUCGUCCCCCUGAUCGUGCCAUGCGCACUGACGGUUGUUGUUGUUGAGCUGGUUGUUAUGGCUGGACAAGGCCUCGGACUAAACUGAGAGAGGUCCCCCCCCCUCCCCGCACCACCCCGUCUCCGCUACGGGACACCCGCCACCCAUGGAGGGCACGGACAUGGACGUAGAUGCGGAGCUCAUGCAGAAGUUCAGCUGCAUGGGCACCACGGACAAGGACGUCCUCAUUUCGGAGUUUCAGAGGCUGCUGGGCUUUCAGCUCAACCCGGCAGGCUGCGCUUUCUUCCUGGACAUGACCAACUGGAACCUGCAGGCUGCUAUCGGUGCAUAUUAUGACUUUGAAAGUCCUAACGUCAACACGCCAUCCAUGUCCUUUGUUGAAGACGUGACAAUUGGGGAAGGAGAGUCUGUUCCUCCAGAUACACCGUUCACAAAGACUUGGAGAAUACAAAACCCAGGUGCAGAGUCGUGGCCACCUGGGGUUUGUCUCAAAUACAUUGGUGGGGAUCAGUUUGGGCAUGUAAACACAGUUAUGGUAAAGUCGCUAGACCCCCAGGAAAUAUCAGAUGUAAGCGUGCAGAUGCGAAGUCCCACAGCUCCAGGCAUGUACCAGGGCCAGUGGAGGAUGUGUACAGCCACCGGAUUAUUCUAUGGAGAUGUAAUCUGGGUGAUUCUUAGUGUUGAAGUUGGAGGUCUCCUCGGCGUGACCCAGCAGCUGUCCUCCUUCGAGACAGAAUUCAAUACCCAACCCCAGCGCAAUGUGCAGGGAGACUUCAACCCCUUCGCCUCGCCACAGAAGAACAAGCACGACGCCACUGACAACAGCUUCAGAGAUCCUGGCGGAACGUGGGAACGCUCACAAGAGCCAAUCCAGCAAGAUCAAAAUGGACUGUCUCAUAAUGCUGUAAAUAGGGCGUCAAAUGGUCUCCAAACCAAUCUUUCUGUGGUGACUUAUGGUCAGGGCAUUCACGGACCCUAUCCAUUUGGACAGAGCUAGAAUGACAAAGACCCCCCACCCCCCCCCCCCCCCCCCCCCCACCAUGGUGGAUGAUGAGCUGAACACCCUGGGAGUCUUUAAAUGCAGAGGAACCGGAGGGGGGGAGGAACAGUUGUUUUAUAUUGACUCAUGACAACUUUCUCCCCAGGCCCCCGUGGCCCUUUCAACAGAAACACAAACUACAGUGAGGUGAUGGACUACAUCCGCUAAAGUGAAACACCCCCCCCCCCCCUGACAUCAACACCCGGAUUCGCAUGUGUGAAUGCUUCAUUUAAGAGUGCUAUAAAACCUUAAAAAUAGAUACACACGACUAUUUUUAUUUCCACUGUAAAACAUGCCGAACUAAAGGGAAAACCUACCCUAAACAAUCUACAUACGAUUUGGUAUUCCCAUGGACAGUUGAACACUUUGACUCUUCGGGGUUCCUACACAGGUCUGAAUACGGCGGAGAAUACUGCAAAAUGAAUUGUGAUGCUUGAUCAUUUUGAGGCCUUUCAAAGUGACUGUGUGGGAUGUACAAUCUGAGGUAGGACAAAGUGUAUGAAUUAUUCACAGUUUUCCUCUAGAUGAAAGCGUUGCACCAGUUUCACACACAAACCUAUGAGUGAUGUUAAACAACAAGUGUGACCAGUUGUACGAGACUUUGGUCACCGGAGCGUUGCCAUUCACGGAAGUCCAUUACUAAACCACAGGAUUAAUAAAUCUGUCCGUGGUCACGUUAUACGGGACGAGAGUCCCACGUUUACAUCUUGUGAGCGUUCACAUGAUCGGACGACUUCCAAUGGUUGUUUGAUAACAGAUUUGGCUGUGCGAGGCUGAAGUACGUGUCGCUGUAUUCAGUACAUUUGGGUUUUAUUACCUUGAACGUCUGACUGACGUGAGGCGUAUUUGUUUAUGAAGCGCUAAAUUGGAAAUGUGAGAGCUUUCAGAGAAGUUUCCAUUUACAAUUACAACUUGGAUGUUGAUUUGAACGCUAGUUACAAAUUGGGAACUGGGAAUUACAGUAACUGUAUUAACGCUGGAGUUCCGCUUUUACAUUGUCACAUUUAGCAUUACCUUCACCCAUCUGAUAUUAUGAUUAUAAUAGAGAAUACUUGGAUUUAUGGAGGACUAGAGGUGACCACCAACAUUUGUUUUUGUAUUACAGAUUUUACUCAAGAUACUGUUGUAAACAGCGUUCACCUUUCGAGACUAAAACUGAGCCGUUUAUUUAAUACUUAAACACACAAAACAAUGAAUUUGACUGCCUGUGUAGGAACCCUGUCUCUCCCAAAGAUAAAAUCCUGAGAACCACGACACUAAUCUGUCCUGUCGAUUCAGACUGCAUGGGACGUGUGUGUGUGUGUGUGUGUGUGUGUAUUCUUUUUUAGGGUGGGUUUUUGCUUUAAAUAGAUGCUGAAGUGUAAAAGGAUGUGAGUGAGUUUGAGCAAGUGGGGUGUGAGGAAGGGUUUAAAAAAGCCAUCUAAAUCUAUUUUGCCUGGUGAGUGACUGUAGUUUGAGUCCAUGUCUUCAGUUAGUGUACUAGAUAUGUAUGUGUGUGUGUGUGUGCGCACCUGUUAAGCGUGCAUGUACGUUAUGAUUUCUCUUUGGAUUUAACUGACAUAAAAAUGGUGUAUACUACUUGGGCAAAGGAUGACAUCUAUUCAUAUACAAAUCAAUAUGGAGAGCUUUACUCGGUGUGUACCUCUGAAGUGUUGUUUUUGCACCGUUUGGAUGAACUGACUCACUAAUUGCCCUGUUAUUAUUAUUUAUUUGCCUUCUUAUUGUGCACUGCAGAUUCAAUAAGUCCCAUUUACAGCCAGCAGAUGGUGCUAAACAUCAGUUGACCAACCUCAAGUUGACAUCAUGCUGAGUACAUUGUUAAGAAAAGUGAUAAGUUGUAGUUUUGAAUUAGAAUAUGAAAAUUAAAUGGUUUGCAUCAGCUUUAUUAGCACUGAUGUUCUGUUACUGCUAUUUGCACAACACUGUCCACCACGUCUGAGGAGGAAAAGUGAUUUUUCUUAUGUUUUUAUGUUUGUUUCUUUGCUUAAUGUGGAUUGUGAUACCAGCAUCUUCCAGAAAGUUUUAUUGUUUUGCUUAUCUGCUCUCUCGUAAAGGCCCAUGUUCUUCACAGCUUUACGUUUUAAACAGUUUAUCAAAACACUGAUGUCUGAUCUUAAAAAUGAAGAUUGUUUCAUGUUUAAAUUGAUCACACAUUUAGGUUUUGAAUACCUGGAAAUGAGUUAACAGCCUGUCUGCGAUCACCACCUGAUUUUCUUUACUUUAUAGCGUUGCUCUAUUCUUUAUGUGACAGUGCAUUUAUUUCAUGUAUUUUGGGUUUAAAAAAUAAAAUGAAAAAGUUGUUGAUGGAAUUCCAUGAUAGUGUAACAAUUUGUUUUUCUAAGAGGACAUUUUAAUUUAUCAAACCUUUCUCCCAGUUGUAAUUCUGAACAUCUAAAUGUUUUUCAUGAUCUUUAGAGUUCUUGCUUUUAUGAUCAUGUCUACCACGUUUGUAAAAUUCACCAGCAUUCUGUGUUGAGACGCUGCUGUAUUUGUUUUUGAGAGUCCUCCUCCCAAACAGUAUACACUGUUCUGCGUUACCUCUUUCAGUCACGUCAGUCUUUAUUUUUGUGUGUGUGUGCUUCCUUCUCGUGAGCUUGCUUGUGAGUGUUUUGGCGUGCGUGUGUGUGUGUGUCUGAGAAAGAGACAGAUGAUGAGAAUUCUGAAUAUUGCUGGAUUCAUUCUUUAAUUUUAGUUUGUGACUAUGUACGGAUUUGAAAUGGGUGGCAUGGUGAGUGGAUGAGAUGAAAGUUUACAUAGUCCUAAAAUAGCACAUUUAUCUGAAGAGAAACUGUCAAAAAUAAAGCUUUUUUUUUCUUUUUCUCCUGUAUCUAUAAUUAAGCAUUUGUAUGAUUAAAUUAACACUGAAACAAUG
This is a messenger RNA of Cottoperca gobio, 3935 nucleotides long. RefSeq names its product inflammation and lipid regulator with UBA-like and NBR1-like domains (gene ilrun). The transcript has 5 exons. Gene Ontology annotation, cellular component: phagophore assembly site. Lineage: Eukaryota; Metazoa; Chordata; Actinopteri; Perciformes; Bovichtidae. The record is from RefSeq and is a predicted model, not a curated record. Gene Ontology annotation, molecular function: ubiquitin binding. Gene Ontology annotation, biological process: macroautophagy. Bases 170 to 1021 code for a protein of 283 amino acids.